Messenger RNA from Pelecanus crispus (Dalmatian pelican), 1649 nucleotides. The record is from RefSeq and is a predicted model, not a curated record. Lineage: Eukaryota; Metazoa; Chordata; Aves; Pelecaniformes; Pelecanidae.
AAUGCCAAAGCCAGCUAUGACUUCAGCAGUAAUGACCCCUACCCUUACCCCCGCUACACAGAUGACUGGUUUAACAGCCAUGGGACAAGGUGUGCGGGAGAGGUGUCUGCUGCUGCCAACAACAACAUCUGCGGUGUGGGAGUUGCGUACAACUCCAAGGUGGCAGGUAUUCGUAUGCUCGACCAGCCAUUUAUGACAGACAUUAUUGAGGCUUCCUCUAUCAGUCAUAUGCCUCAAGUCAUAGAUAUAUAUAGUGCCAGCUGGGGACCAACUGAUAAUGGAAAGACUGUGGAUGGACCUAGAGAACUAACACUGCAAGCAAUGGCAGAUGGUGUGAACAAGGGCCGAGGUGGCAAAGGAAGCAUCUAUGUCUGGGCCUCUGGAGAUGGGGGCAGCUACGAUGACUGUAACUGUGACGGUUAUGCAUCGAGCAUGUGGACGAUCUCCAUCAAUUCCGCUAUAAAUGAUGGACGGACAGCUCUAUAUGAUGAAAGCUGCUCUUCAACCUUAGCCUCCACCUUUAGUAACGGGAGGAAGAGAAAUCCGGAGGCUGGUGUGGCUACAACGGACUUAUAUGGCAACUGCACCCUGCGUCACUCAGGAACGUCUGCAGCUGCCCCUGAAGCAGCUGGAGUGUUCGCCUUGGCCCUGGAGGCUAACUUGGAUCUGACAUGGAGAGACAUGCAGCACCUGACAGUGCUCACCUCCAAGAGGAACCAGCUUCACGAUGAGGUUCAUCAGUGGCGUAGAAAUGGCGUUGGGCUGGAAUUCAACCAUUUGUUUGGCUAUGGUGUCCUAGAUGCGGGAGCAAUGGUUAAGAUGGCGAAAGACUGGAAGACUGUUCCCGAGAGAUUCCAUUGUGUUGGAGGGUCAAUACAGGAACCUGAAAAGAUACCACCAAGUGGCAAGCUGGUCCUCACACUUACAACUGAUGCUUGUGAGGGGAAGGAAAACUUUGUCCGAUACCUUGAGCACGUCCAGGCGGUUAUAACUGUGAAUUCCACGAGGCGAGGAGACCUCAACAUCAACAUGACCUCGCCAAUGGGAACAAAGUCCAUUUUACUGAGCCGGCGUCCCAGGGAUGACGACUCCAAGGUGGGUUUUGACAAAUGGCCUUUCAUGACCACACACACUUGGGGAGAAGACCCCCGAGGCACCUGGGCUCUAGAGAUUGGGUUUGUUGGCAGUCUGCCACAGCGGGGAGUGCUGAAGGAGUGGACACUGAUGCUGCAUGGGACUCAGAGCGCACCAUAUAUAGACCAAAUAGUAAAAGAUUAUCAGUCCAAACUGGCCAUGUCCAAGAAGGAAGAGUUGGAGGAAGAAUUAGAUGAAGCAGUGGAGAGAAGCCUGAAGAGUAUACUGAGCAAGAACUAGUGCUGUUCUGCAUGACGGUGUCUUUCCUUCCCCAGAUCCCUCUACUCACCUUUCUACUAACCCAAACCUCUGUGUUAAGACAUAUUACAAUGAUUGUCUCUGUAGCCAAAUUAUCACACUUUCUUGAUUUUCAAGUCUUCUAUCUCAUCAAUAAUUAUUUUAAUUACCACCGAAGCAAUCCUUUUUUUACUCUAAACCACAAAUACACUGUCCCCCACCAAAUACUAUGUACAGUUUGUGACUGUAAAUGAUUUUUCUUUUGUGUCAUACAAAUA